This is a messenger RNA of Periophthalmus magnuspinnatus, 2429 nucleotides long. RefSeq names its product CDP-L-ribitol pyrophosphorylase A (gene crppa). Gene Ontology annotation, biological process: isoprenoid biosynthetic process; protein O-linked glycosylation via mannose. Gene Ontology annotation, cellular component: cytosol. The record is from RefSeq and is a predicted model, not a curated record. Gene Ontology annotation, molecular function: D-ribitol-5-phosphate cytidylyltransferase activity. Lineage: Eukaryota; Metazoa; Chordata; Actinopteri; Gobiiformes; Gobiidae. The transcript is spliced from 10 exons. Bases 89 to 1423 code for a protein of 444 amino acids.
UUUACUCCCCGCCCACGAGCUAGUGAUGUCCUGCUUUAUCAAUUAAAUUAAAUUAAAUAACUAUUCCACUAUGAAAUAACUUAUAAGCAUGGAUCAAAGCGUCACACACCGAUCGGGUUCGGAGAGGCCCGCGGAUCCCGGAACUUUCUUUUCUCACGAGCCGGGAAAGGACGACCCCUAUCCCGGGAAUGUGAGCGUGGACUUCCCGGUGUCUGUGGUGCUCCCAGCCGGAGGCACGGGGGAGAGAACCGGGCUACAGACACCGAAGCAGUUCUGUAGGUUUCUGGGCAGGCCACUCAUCAGCUACACGGUCCAGGCUUUCGAGAGAGUGCAGUGGAUCCAGUGCAUUGUGGUAGUGGUGGCCACAGAACAUCUCUCCCUGAUGACAGACAUAGUGCAAAGGUACAGACACUCUAAGGUCCGGGUGGUACCAGGCGGCUCCACGCGGCACCGCUCCAUCCGCCGAGGGGUGCAGGCUCUGGGAGACCCUGAGGAGCAGACAGGGGCAGAGGCGACAGGAGCACACCCGCCUAAAGUGGUCGUUAUACACGACGCAGUGCGGCCCUUUGUGGAGGAGGACUUUCUGUACAAGAUAGCAAUGGCUGCCAAGGAACAAGGGGCGGCAGGUGCGAUCCGGCCACUCGUCUCCACGGUGAUAGCCACUACCUCAGAGGGAUACCUGGACCACAGCCUGGAGCGGGCCAAGUACAGAGCCAGCGAGAUGCCACAGGGGUUCACCUAUGACGUCAUCUGCCAAGCCUAUCAGAAGUGCACAGAUUAUGACUUGGACUAUGGGACAGAGUGCCUCCAUCUUGCUCUGCAGUACUGUGGCACCAAUGCCAGACUGAUCGAAGGCCCGCCCACUCUGUGGAAGGUCACCUAUAAAAGAGACUUGGCUGCUGCAGAGUCCAUUAUAAAAGAGUCCCUGUCCCUGUCCUCCUGUGUCCUCACUAGUGGCUGCUCAGUUGCUCUGUCUCUGGCCUAUUCUGUUCAGAAGGCCUUUGGGACGCUACACAUGAACCUGGACAUCAUUCCUGACGUCCUGGGAGACAACGCCACCUACCUGCUCAAAACGUGGAACUUCAUACAAAUAUCUGUGAGCGGCCGUCCAUCAGAAGUGAAGACCUUACUCGCGGCUUUGGAAGCAGCAGAUCGAGCUCUACUCAGCCCCGUGGUGGUCAUCUGGGUGCAUUUGAGCGGUGUGGAUGUGCCUUCCAUCAGAGAAACUGCGACAGAGCCAGAAGCAAUCAGGGACCUGGCCUCAGACGCCAAACUGAAAAACAUCCUCCUGUACGGCAUCCACCUACAGCACUCCAAGGAUCCAGAGAGCUGGGAGAGGUCAGUGUCAGGGCUCACUGAAAUCACAUCAGCUCUGAUCCAAGACCGGACCCCCGCCUUGGUGGGACAGCUCCUGCAGGCCUGAGGAACCAUUGAAAUCCUCUACCCAGGAGAGGACCACAGCCCCAAUAAACCACAGACACUGGACUAGGAGAGGACCCCAGCCCAAACUACAGCCUCCUGCACAAGAAGAGAACCCCAGCCCAAAUUAUAGCCCCUGGGCCUUGUCUGAUCAGCCUGUCCCUUCUACAUUCUGUUUGAAUCCAGAAAGAGUCUGGAAUCAGACGGGGGGUGACAGACCUCCAUCUUAACUUGGCAUGUUCCAAACAAUAUGAUCAACAACAUUAUCCCUUUUUUAUUCAUAAGCCGGCGUGUUUGUUUUGACACCAACAGAGCAUGCGUCUCUCUGAUUGGUUAACCCACCUGUCAAUCACGCCCUCUGAAAUCAGGGAGACAGAAUACGGUUCCAGACCCUCUUUGUAAAGUUUUGCCAAAGUGCAGUUCUGGCUGUUCAGGUAACCCUGGACCAGGAGAGAACCCCAGAUCUGAGGAUCCACAGUCCUCUGCUAGGACUGCUCCUGCAGUCCUAUAACAGACGUUCCCAAACUUUUGAGGCAGAAGACUCCCAAAAUAACUAUGCAUCAUCUUGCUCCCAGCUCUUGCCUCUCGACCCCCCGGGGGUCCCGCCUUCUACUUUGGGAACAGCUGUCCUAAAUCCAUUAUGUCCAAUGCCUGCAGCUCAUGCAGAUGUAUCAGCUCCAUGUAAUCCAGGAACCUGAAGCUCUGUAGAGUGUUUAUGCACAGUCUGAUGUAUUUCUGUUUAUUACACCACUGUGGCAUUUGUCAUGUAAUCUCAUGUUAUUAAAAGUUGUGCAGCUAAUUAGCAUUUAUUAUAUGCUUUAAUACUCCCCAAUUUUCCUCUGGGUCAUACUGGAAAGAAUAAUUGCUUUUACAAAAAACCCCAAAACAAUCUAUGUAUCGUAUGUAUGAAAUAACACAACAACUUACUAUAUACAAUAUAUAAAUGGGAGAUUGAAUUAUGUAACAUGACUAUAUUUAUCUUGUGUCUAAAUAAACUCUGGUAUUUUCUU